GAAGAUCCUAACCAAUCGAACCCCCAGUAUCCGUCCAUAAGCCUCAACAAUGAAGUCGGCUGCGUUUACAGCCUUACUGGCUGCCACUUUGGCGGAAGGCCAUUACAUUUUCUCUCAACUUAUCGUAAAUGACAAGGCUGUCGGUCAGGACUACACCUACGUCCGAAAGAACAGCAACACCUACAUGCCGUCUUUCCCCAACGAGGUUAUCGACUCUCCCGACCUAAGGUGCAACAAGGGCGCCACGGCCGGCAGCACCCAGACCUACUCCGUCAACGCCGGUGACAAGAUCGGGUUCAAGCUCGCGUACAACGAGUUCAUCGAGCACCCCGGCCCGGGUUUCGUCUACAUGUCGAAGGCUCCUGAGUCGGGCGUCGCUUCGUACGACGGCUCGGGUGACUGGUUCAAGGUGUACGAGAUCGGUCUCUGCAACCCCAGCACCCCGGGCAACGACGGCUCCUGGUGCACUUGGCAGAAGGACCGUAUCGAGUUCACGAUCCCCAAGGAGAUCCCCGCCGGCGAGUACCUCGUCCGUGUCGAGCACAUCGGCCUUCACGAGGCGUUCAAGGACCGCGCGCAGUUCUACAUGGAGUGCGCUCAGCUCAAGAUUGCCAGCGACGGAAAGGGAACUCCUGGCCCCCUAGCCAAGAUUCCUGGUAUCUACAAGGCUGCCGACUCCGGUAUCAAAUUCGACAAGUGGAACAGCCCCAAGGCUAACUCAUACGUCAUGCCCGGCCCUGCUAUCUGGAAGCCAUAGAAUGGACAUUAAAGUAGAUUCAGCUCUUGAUCGGUUCAGCCAUCGGUACUGAGGAGAUGGUUGGGAUUACUUCAGGAUAACCUAAGCUACGCUUCGUAGGAAGGACUUAACAAUUUCAAGUCAGUCCUAGAUUACCUAGCUAUCGUACAGUAUUAAACUGCAAGUAUGACAAUAUUGGAACCUUCGUAUUAUAAUCGAUGAGGCCCGUAUAUGGCAUUGCCAUAUACCGAUAUACAUUCAACUUAUACACUCUUUCAAUAACCGGGGUUAAAGUGUUACUUAACAUAGCGUCACAUAUAAUAUUAGCGACCUAGAAAUAAUGAGUUAGUUGUAUAGAGAC
Messenger RNA from Daldinia decipiens, 1097 nucleotides. Its product is annotated as glycoside hydrolase family 61 protein. The coding region runs from base 50 to 757 and encodes 235 amino acids. The transcript has 2 exons. The record is from RefSeq and is a predicted model, not a curated record. Lineage: Eukaryota; Fungi; Ascomycota; Sordariomycetes; Xylariales; Hypoxylaceae.